GUCAAGCUCCAACUCUAGAGGUUUUGAACAAAGUGGGUUUGGGCGGCCCAGACGCCCUCAGUCUCCAGAACCGAAGUUGUCCUCUGUUUCCUCAAGCAUCAAGUCAUCCUCGAGCAAAAAAAAUAGCAGUAAGGGGUCAAGGUCACCUGAGGGCAAGUCGAGGUCAAGUUCAAGUGAGAGUUCAGGGGGUGGAAGUAUACUUAGUGGGAGUGGAGCUAAGAGUCAGUCUAGCAAGUCUAAGUUGGUAAAAUGUCCUCUAACACCUGUUAAGUCUACUCAGGCCCAGCUAGAGGAGGGAGAGACAAAGCCGGAGGAGAAUCAGAUGCUAGGGAUCUGUGUACAGAAACUACCACUAAGAUCCACUGACACCAGUAUCAGAGAUGGCCUCUAUCAUGAGUACAAGAAACACGGCAAAGUCACCUCUGUUAAAGUGUUUGGCGAUGGACCUGACAGAUAUGCUAUAGUCAGUUUUAAAAAAUCGGAAGAUUCUAUAAAGGCUAUGGAAGCGUCUCAGGGGAAGCUGUUCUUUGGCUCUAAGAUAUCUGUGACAGAACAUGAAGGCUUCGAAGCACCACCUGAUGAAGUUGAUGAUCGACCCACUGACAUAACACUAGAUGAGUUCCACCCCAAAGCCACACGCACACUCUUUAUAGGCAAUUUAGAGAAGGAGAUCUCCUCUACCGAACUUAAAGAUAGAUUCAAAGUUUUUGGUGAUAUUUUAGAUAUUGAUGUAAAGAAACAGGGUGCGCUGACAGCGUAUGCAUUUAUACAAUACACAGACAUUAGCAGUGUAGUUAGAGCACUCAGAAAAAUGGAUGGCGAACAUAUAGGGAGUAAUAAACUAAAACUGGGCUUUGGAAAAAGUAUGCCUACUAACUCUGUAUGGAUAGAUGGCGUAGCAGACACUGUGACGGAGAAGUUUCUCUGUAGACAAUUUAGUCGAUAUGGACCCGUGCAACAUGCUAUUAUAGAUCGGACGUUAUCACGCGCUCUAGUGUAUUAUGAUAAUAUGGAAAUAGCCCAAUAUGCUUGUACUGAAAUGAGGGGGAGAGCUAUCUCUGGAAAGAAGAUCCAGGUUGAUUUCGCCAGCCGAGAUUGCCAAAAUGAUUUCUUUGAACAGCUAGAGCGGACCAAUCAGCUUCGACCUGGAGAUAAACCUGAAGAACACCAAAAACCGCGGCCUAGAGAAUAUGAGACUGAUGAAAGGUUCGAGGCUACUAGAGGUUUUGAAGGGCGGGGCAGAGGUUAUCGAGGGCGUGGUAAUUUUAGAGCUCGGGGUAGAGGUCGUGGGCGUUAUAAUCAUGAUGGCUAUCCUGACAGAGGAGAUUCCAGGGAAUACCCUGAGGAAUAUGAAGGUGAAUGGGAGGGAGAAAAUUAUGAAGGGUCCUAUCAGGAGUUUAAUCAGAGACCCAGAGACUACAGGGGUCACUCACCCCAUAGGGAUUCUAGGGGUGUUUCACCCCAUAGAGACGACUGGGGGGAUCCCAGACUUGUGGAUUAUAGGGAUAUGCCCCCAGAGGAUAGGAGACAUGAACGGUUUAAUGACCGAUUUGAGCGUUACAGAGACACAGAUAGUCAAUCCGGUGAUAAAGAAAGUGUUCGCAGCUAUCAUAGUGACGAAAGACGAGAUUAUAAAAACAGACCUCAUGAUGAUGCAUAUCAUGAGAGUAGGGGGAAAGGAUAUAGGGACCAUAAUAGGAGUUUUAGUCCAACUCCAUCUAGUAUCUGUAGCAGGAGUCCUUCCUCACAAACUCAAAGAAGUUCUAGUCCACACAGAAAAUCCCGGAGUAGGGCGCGGUCUAACACGCCCACCCGGGAUGAACCCAGACACUCAGAUCCGGGUGAACACCCCGAGCCACAUAGACAUAGGGAUAAGAGACGUCCAGAGAAACAAGAAAGUCAUGAUUCUUCGUAUAAAACUGUUAAAUCAACUGUUUCAAAAUCAAAGACUAAGGAUUCAUCCAGACCAAAAUCAUAUAGGGAUGAAAGUAUGGAGGAUUAUUCAGAUGUUGAACGAUCUGGUCGAUCAGAUAGUAAAAGACGGUCUAAGGAUUAUCAUCGUAUGAAAAGUCAAGAGGAUAGUGACCGAGCACAUCGGAAAUCAGAAAAACAAAGAUCUCGCAGUGCAUCUAGUGGUUCAAGGAAUAGACAUAAAGAACAUAUAACUGACUCAGGGAACCUAAAAGACACGACAGAUAAGCAGCGUGUAGACAAUUUAGAUAAAAUUAAGCCAUCCAAGAAAGAAACUCCUAAAAAGGAUAGAAAGCAUAAAAAAUAUGAUCCAUUUGAGAAAACAUCUAGUACUAGUGGGUCUGAAACAAAAUCAGAUUCAGAAAUGGACUCCGGAGAAAUAUCAGCUAGAAGCCAUUCUAGUACAGAUUUAAACAAUUUACAGAGCACUAAAAUGGAUUUAUUAAAUCGGUUAGCAGAACUUGAUGAAGUAGUUAGCAAUAGUGAUAAUGAUUCGGGCCUUGUGGCUGAGGAUAAGCCCAGGCGCUCUAAAAAGCCUCGACUUGAAGAAGUGUUUGAUUUAGACUGGUCUUAUGGUAAACAUAAAUCUGAACCUGAAGAGGAAAGUGUAUUGGAUAUUAUUGCCCAAUGUAGGGCGGAAAAAGCUGCCCAAAGAGACCUGAAAAACUCUGGGAAGUAUAAAUCAAUAGACUCUGCACAGAGCUAUCGGAAACAAAUGGAAGAAAUUCGUAAACAGGAAACUAAGAAAUCUACAAGGGUCUCUGGAGGGCCUACGGACAGUGGGAUUAACUAUGACGAAAUGGAAAUGACUGAAAGUCAUACACCUGGUAGAUCUCCACGCGAAGUUCCAAAUGAAUUUAUCCCUAAGAAGAAACGUAAGGUUGAGACUGAUAACAAACAGAGGUCUUAUAGAAUGAAACCAACUACUGAUGAAGGUCAACUUAGCAGUGAUGAUGAGGAUAUAUUAGCACCUACAUUGUUAAAUAGACCAAAAUCAGAAUCUUUGGAUGUACAACAUAAACCUAAUGACUUUAUCCCAAGGAUGGUGACCAGUCAGUUGCAGCAGGAUCAGCAGCAGAGGCCAUAUCCCAAUGACAAAUAUCACACUGAUCAUUUCCAAAAACCAGAACCUCCUUAUCAUAAUGAGCCUCAUUUUCACAAAACUGAGCCCCAAUUUCACAAAUCUGAACCUCCUCAUAUAUCAGAGCCCCCAUUCAAUGCACCCGAGCCCCAUUUACACAACCCUGAUCCUUACUUACAUCAAUUAGAGUCCCCUAAAUCUGAUUUUGCCAAGCCAUUUGACAUUGGAUUACACAGGUCUGUGUCAAGAGAAGAUCCUCCCGAACCCUUGAAAGAAAUUGCUAGGCCUAAGGAGCCACUUCCUGCCACACUAUUUGACUCCCCUCCUGAUCCAAUGGAUGUAGCAGAUGAUUCCAAGAUGCUGCAUGCUAAUGAAAUGGAUUUAUUAGAGACCAUCGAGAAAAGACAUGAAUUCAGAUCAGAGGAAGAUGUUAAAUCUGAUAUGAGGCGUGUAGAAAUAGAUCUCAUACCUGGUACGCUACCAAACCAUGAAGCUAAAUCUGAGAAGAAAAGCUUUGUUGAAGAAUGGGCUGCAACUGGUGAUGUGAAAGCUGCAUUAAAAGAUCCAAUGGAGGUAAGAACUGUUGUAGAAGAAAUGAAGAAAGUGCGUCGCAGCUCUCGAGAGAAUGAGCAGCGAGCUUUAGCUGAUCACAGAAAAGACAACAAAUACAACAUGUCUCUGCCUCUACCCAAGUUUGCAGCCCAUAACCAUGAGGAUGAAGAUCCUACAGCUCCUGGUGGAGAUAAUGGUAUUAAGAUCAUCAAGCUUGGACAGUAUAAGAAGCCUGAGGUACUUUUACCUAAACCACAAAAAAUGGAGAAUGAGUAUAUAUCAGAUGACAGCCCUGUGUUGUCUCCUGGAGCUGUGGCAGGCCAGAUGUCUCUUGAUGAAAGGAUACGAGAGUUAGACAGAAAACUAAGCCAGACUGAACAAGUGAAGGCUAAUACAGUCCUCACUGCCAAUGUAGCAACACCAACUACUCCCUUAGCUCCUGCUAUAGACUAUCAAAAAUAUAAAAUCAGGAAAAGAGUAGAUUCAUCUGGUUCUAAUAUAUCAAACUCUAGUGAAUAUAAAAAGUCAGAUAUUAUGAAUUCAAUUCUGUCGAGGAGCAGUAUAUUUGACCAAGAUACUCAGAGACUGUCGUCAACAGGGGAAACCAAACAAAAACAGGAAGGAGGUGACAGUAGAAUGUUAUCUGGAGCUGAUUCACCUAAACAACUAUACAGUGUUCCUAAAACUCUGCCAACUUCUCUACCUACUUUGCCAAAGGAUAUACCUACUUUCAGAAAGACCACACCUGGUAUGCUGCCACCUGUUCCGCAACAUCCUCCCUCAAUGAGCAAUGCGAUUCCUACUAUGGGCUUGUCACACUCUCAACCCGACCCGCGGGCAAUGCAGGAGGCCCUUGCUAUGAGACCAGGUGUUAUAGUGAAGAAAGCUAGCGAUCCAAGAAUUUGUGACCCAAGGUUGAAUGCAAGCAGUAAUGAUCCAAGACUUAACAAUUCAGAUCCUAGACUGGGAAGUAGACAAUCUCCAGGUCAGAAUAUAGUCACGUCCCCCAGUAGUGGAUUCCAUUCUCCAGGUACCAGUGGUCUAGGCCUAUCAAGUUCUUACUCUGGUGGAAUGACGCCUCCUAUAAGAAGACCUGAACCAUUGACUAUGCCUGUUGGGAUUAUGACUCACAAGAAGCCAACCCCUGAGCCAACUAGUCAGAUGAAUAAUACAUCACCUGGAUUACAUAACCAUACCAGUCACCCACCAGCACCCCAUGGACCUUCCCCAGUAACUACACCUUCUACUUUGAUGCCCAGUCCUUCUCAAGUAUCCGGUACUAACAGCAAUAGCUCAUCUCCAAGAGCAUCAUUUGCAGCACCACCGAAACCUGAGCUGGCCUCUCCAUUCCUGAACAAGGAGCCUCCGCCAUCCAUUCUCAAGAAGGAUUCAUCAUUUGAUAAGCCAUCCACUCCUGUAACACCUACAACACCUGUUAGUAAGCCUAACUGUAGUAAUUCAACCACAAGCAACAACAAUAAUGUAUCAAAAUCUAACAAUAACAGCAGUGUAUUAGGGAAGCACAAGCUACAGGAGAACAGCAAAGGUGAUAAUAACAAGAAGACCAACUCAAACAAAAACAAACAGAAGGAAGACCCCACUAAAAUGGAUCUUUUCAAACCAGAGAACACUGUGUUGAAAAAGCCUAAAACAGAACCAAAAGACAAAGAGAAAAAACCUGAUAACAAUACUAAGAACACAGAUCACACUAACAAGGAAGCAAAAGAGAAGAAAUCAUCUUCAUCGACGCCAUCAAAAACGCAUAAAACAUCAGACAAAAAGCUGGUAAAAUCUUCAUCGCAGGAAACUCAGAAAAAGACAGAUGUGAAGGAUAAAAAAGAAAAAUCACAUGAAAAACCCUCAUCAUCAUCUACUAAGUCCACAUCUAAAGAUGCAACCAAGAAUAAAGCCAGCUCUAAAGAUGCUUCUAAAGAAAAGAAGGAUUCUUCUAAGUCUAAAGACAACCUGAAACCCAAACAUGACAUCAAGAAGGAGAAGAAAGAUAAGCAUGAGUCUAAAGAUAAGAAGGUGGAAAACAAAGAAAAGAAGGUUGAAAAGAAAUUAGAAAAACAAGACAGUGACAAAUCUGAGAAAGAAGAAAAGCCUGAGAAGAUCGAAAAAACUGAGGGUGAAAAAUCUGACAAGGAAAAGUCGGAAAAGAAGCCUGAAAAGAUUGAAAGAAUUGACAAACCUGUAACUGUUAAAACUGAGAAGCCAGAGAAGCAUAAAUCAGAGAAGCAUGAUAAAAUCCCAAAAGAAGAUAAAAAGAGUCCUGAAAAGGCCCAUAGUGAUAAAGCAUCUAGCCCUGAAAUUAAGGAGCAUAAGAGCGACAAGACUAAGACUGAAGGAUGUAAACCCCACAAAGAUAGCACAAAACCAGAUGACAAGCAUGACAAGAAGCCUCCAAAGUCUGACAGCAAGCAUGCUGAUAAACAGAAGACCAAGGAUAAUCAUGGCAAACAGAAGGAUAAAUCUAAACACUCCAGUUCUUCAAAGCAGGAUAAAACAAGCAAAUCAUCAGACAAGAGUGAAAAUAAGUCAAGGUCAAAUAAGGAUGGUGUCAAGAAAGAGAAUGGUGAUAGCAACAAAAGUGGGUCAAGCAAAGACAAGCAGUGUGAAAAGCACAAAAGCAGCAAAGAUAAAGAUGAUAAGGAACAUGAUAAAAAGUCAAACAACAAAAAGAAUGAGUCUAAAUCAAAUAAGGACAGCGAGAAAAGGGAUAGAAAAGAUGAUCAAAAUGACAAAAAGAAAAAGGGCCGGAAAGAAUCACUUCCUGGUGGACUUCGGGAACUAAUGGAUUUAGGUUGGCCUGGAGAUGAGCCACAGGCAGUUUUCUCAUCUAUGUACGAUAAAAUCAAACGUAGAUCAACAACUGUCAAGCCUGAAGACCACAACACAUCCUGGUUCAGCUCUAGUAGACAAAGAUCCAAGAGCCAAGACACGGACAGUUUGUUUGAUUCUGACAGGGACAGCGAGGAUUCUUUUGAAGACACCAGGUCAACUCAGAAGUCAAAAACCAUAACAGAAAAACAAGCCCCAAAGAAGAAGAAAACCAGUUCUACUUCUGAUGAUGAACAUAAGAAGAAUAAGUCUAAAUUCUCGACCAAGAACUUUUCAAAUGAUCUAAGUGAUAUAUCAGAUGAUAGUGAUGAUGACUUUUCAAAACAAAGUAAGAAAAUAAUCAAAAAGAAGAAAAAGAAGCCAACCUUGGAUAAAUCCGAUUCAGAAUGGGAAAAUCUGAUGAACAGUCAAACAAAGAAAACUCCAGAGAAGAAAAAAUCUAGUAAAUCUACAAAGAGUAUGACAAAGGAACGGAAUUUGUUUGGAACAUCUGAAUCUGAAUCAGACUGGAGUCAUAUCAAAAAGUCUGGUUCUACCAAGAAAAAAGCUAAAAUCUCAGAUAUUUACAGUUCAACAGAAUCUGAUUCCUCUGACUCUGAUGUGCCUAGUAAAUCAUCUAUAUCUCCGACAACUACUAUACCCCGCAUGAAGGUAGAGACUAUGCCAAAACCUAAACAGAAAGCUAGAGACAAAAACAAACCCAAGUCUAUUACAGAUAGUGAUACAACAUCUGAUUCUGAUUCAGGAUAUGACAUAUCAAAUCGACAUAAUGCAGAGAAGUCCAAGAAUAAGGUAACACCUAAGAAACAGUCUAAUAGUCUAAGGUUUACUACAUCGGGAUCUGGUGGAUCUGAUACAGAACCUUUCAAUUCUCCUGAUGUUUUGCGUCCUGAUCAAGCAAAACCUUUCACCUUCAAGCCGAAACCAUCACAGAGUAAACCAAGCCAUAGUAAGCCAGAGAAAAAUAAGACUGAAAAAUCAAGACCAUUGAAAGACCAAAGCAAGGUGGAGAAGUCUGAGAGAGAUCAUAACAAACCAGACACCCAUGUUAGAUCUGAAAGAGACAACAAGUCAAAGGCUGAAAGAGACCAAAAGCAGAAGUCUGAUAGAGAUAUAAAGGCAAAGCACGAUAGAGAACUGAAGUCAGAGAAAGAUAACAAAACUGAAAGAUCAGAAAAGGAUUCCCAUAAAUCAUUGUGGGACAAUAAACCAAGAAAGGAUUCUCAUAAAUCAGAUAAUAGGGGAGAAAAAGAAACUCAUAAAUCAUUAUGGAAUAACAAAACAGAAAAAGAUUCUC
Messenger RNA from Owenia fusiformis, 7742 nucleotides. The record is from the annotation of a GenBank genome assembly. NCBI's taxonomy places the organism in Eukaryota, Metazoa, Annelida, Polychaeta, Sabellida, Oweniidae.